UGCGACCAAUGGCGAAGCGCGCUUUUUACAAACUGCUGCGAGUCCAGGAAGUUGACAGCCCACUGCGGUGUGAAAGGACAUAACAAGGGAUCUUUAAAUCUGCACAAAACGCCUGGAAAACCAAAACAUUUCGAAUUAAUUGUAUCAGAAAUAUUUAAUUAGAUGCACAGAAGGAAGUAACAGAGGCUCUUUCUAUUUUGAAAUUGUUCUUCACACCUUGCUAUCAUUAUGGACUCCUCUCCAGUCCUUCGCCAGCAAAGUCAGAACAAAAUCCGCAGUGACUUUCUGAGAAUGAAGAAUGAACACAACAAAAUUCCAGCGCGCGCAAAGCCUUCCAAACUCCUGUCCGCACCUCACCUUUCCGACCGGGAUAUUGAGAACCAGGAUCCAGGAAACUCAGAAAUGGGUAGGAAGGCACCUGUGAGACCAGGUGUAAGUCGGCUUCCGGUGCUUGCCAAGUCCCUUCGUCUUCAGACUCCCUCCGACUUCAGUCAAUCUCACUGUACAUGGGAGGAGAAACCUCUGGCUGGGAAAGCAAAGAAGAAAAAGCCAUGCACCAGGCCUAUACCUUUCAACCUGUCUCAGCCCAAGAGCUCAAGAAUAGCCACAGAAAAUCAACAGCCCAUAACAGUUUCACAAUCAAGGACUGGCACUCAUGCUGUCCAACCUAUUAAUAAUGUAUGCAAUGCUCGUCUAAAAACCCAAAACAUAAAUGCAAAACCUCUUAAAAAUCCGGCUUUGUUAAACAGUGAUGUAGACUCAACCAAAGGUACAGGGAAGUCUAAUGGAAAGGCUACAAAAAAUACAUCUCAGCUGUCAGGACAGUCCGGGCCUUCCAACAUAUUUAAGACUUCAGCCACUUUGUCCAAUCCUCUAUCAUCCAUUCCUUAUAAUGCUAUGCAUCAGAACAGCGCUGCUUCUUCUGCACAGCCUGCUCUUAGUGCAGAGGCCUGUUUGGAUAACAUGAACCUGCUCAGUCUCAAAGAUCCAACCAAGACAUCCCAUGCUAGUCAAAACAUACAGCUGACGACGCAGGGCAAUUUUUCCAAGAGCUCAACCGACAAAGGGGAGAGCUUCCAGCCUGACCAUGCGGCUUUGCUUAGUAUCCUCCGGAAUGAGGGUGUAAGUGCUACAGGUCUGGGCUCUGCAACUCCACAGUCCAAACCCUAUAAAUAUCUGCCCCAGCGAGUGUCUGUCAUGAAGAGUCGACAAAAAGCUGGACCCACUACAGGAUCAGUGAAGUCAAUGCAGUUCUCCCCGGACCACGCUGCACUGCAAAGUAUCCUGCAGAACGAGGGAGUGAAGGUUGGAGGGCUUGUUGGUGCCACACCCCAAAACUCUGUCUGUCCAUCAGGCAGAGGAACUUCAAUCUUCACAGCUCAGAGAGUGCCGGUUAGAAAGAAUCAUGCAGAGGCGGCCGGAGGACCAGUAGCUGUUUUAUCCUCAGCAGUAGCAAUCAAAGAGACUCCAUUGAAGAAAUGGACCCCACAGAGAGUCCACGGCACCAGGCAUCAGCCCAUGUCUGCUAUGAAAUGGCAUCUGCCGACACAACAGUCGCCAUACGCCGGCACUCCCGGGCUGCAGAGCUGUAAAACCAACCUUCAGCCGCACCAGGAGCAGGAGGUUGUUCAGAGAUUAUUUGAUGAUCAAGAGGACGAGCAGAUCACGAAUGUGUCAGACAGUAAUCCUGAGACACAAGCAGAGCAGCUCCCAGUUCAAGCCACAACUGAUAAAUCCCACUGUGAAGAAAAGGUAGAGACGAGCAGGGCCAACGGCGAUGAGGAUGAAGAGCAGGAGCAGAUGACUGUGGGAGGACAGCCGUUCUUCCAAGCACCGCAAAGAGAGUCUGUCAUUUUUUUCUCAACUGGCAAAAAGCUGUUCAGAGCCCCACGUUUUGAGAAACCAGAGAGCUCAGCCCAUCACAAGCAACAUGGCCCAGUACAUGAAGAGAUGUCAUCUGUGUCACAACCAACCUGUUGGAUCAACCCUUCUGUUCAGAGUCUGUACAGAGACCUCAUUGUUCAGAAGACUUGUACUCUGAGUCCUGCCGUGGCGAUGCUACGUAAGUGCCUUCCUUCUCUGGAAGAGCUGCGUAUGGACGAGGAGGUGGCCACCUACACCUCAGUGUCUGCCCCGGCUGCUCCCGGGUUUCUCCCCCUUCGGCCCCGCUGUGGAAAUCCGUUGGCCUCCAUCCUGCACUUGGAAGAGUCCUCUAGAUUUGUUCCAAUUGGCGGCAAACUCUCGUCUGGUCCUUCUUCACACAGUUCUACACUGCAGUAGAGAUAACUUGCACUACAAGUACAGUAUUUGUUUUACAGUGAAUAUCCAGAGUGGAUAAGCUUACUCUGGUGUACUGAUGAGACUUUUUUUAAUAGAAUUGAUGUUUGUCCAACACUGUUGUUGUCGGCCUUAAUACAAGUCCAAAGAAUGCCACUGGUAUAAUUUUUUUAGAUACCCAUCAACUCUUUUGUCUUAUAAAUGUUUAUGACCACUCUCUGUAGAUGUUUUCUUUAAAAAUUUUUUGGUAAUUUCUGUUAAAUAAUGUAUCUUUACACUGCACGCACACAUUAGAAGCAAUGUUUAUGAAAUGAAUCAAAAGCUAAAUGUUGGAAAAAUAAACAUUUUAAAAGGUCAAUGAAAACUCUGGACGAGAUCAGUGUUGUUUCUAUAGUAAACAUAUAGAUUAGGGUGGCUCAGAGCAUUGUUAUUUGUAAUUUUUUUUAAGAAUCUUGUGUAGAUUGACUACUGUCCUUGAUGUACAGUGUUUAUAAUAAAUUUAUAUAUGUUA
Messenger RNA from Siniperca chuatsi (mandarin fish), 2788 nucleotides. RefSeq names its product trophinin associated protein. Lineage: Eukaryota; Metazoa; Chordata; Actinopteri; Centrarchiformes; Sinipercidae. The transcript has 14 exons. Bases 229 to 2280 code for a protein of 683 amino acids. The record is from RefSeq and is a predicted model, not a curated record.